AUGGUCGAUAGCGAUGACUCUGUUGUUACAAUUGCUCUGUCUUCAUUAUCUGUCAUCACUCUAGACUGUCCGAUUUUAUUUGGACUUUGCCAUUCAAGACUCGUUCAUGCAAUGACAGAUUUAGCACUUGAGAGGCACCAGAGACUGGUGUCUAUGAACAUGCCAUUAAAUAGUGAUGGAACCGUGAUGUUUAAUGCUACAUUGUUUGCUUUAGUAAGAACGUCUCUUCGCAUUAAGACAGAAGGAAAUAUUGAUGAAGCUAAUGAAGAAUUGAGAGCUGUUAUAAAAAGGAUAUGGAAGCGAACAAGUCAAAAACUUUUAGAUCAAGUGGUGCCACCUGCAGGAGGUACAGUUGGAAUAAUUGUCUCUCAAUGGGUAAAUUCUCUAAUGAUACAUUUUGUGAUAAUUUCAUAAGAAGUGGUAAUGUAAUUAACAUGGGAUCUAAAUCUCUUAAAACAAUUGGGAUUAUUUAAAUUAAACUUUUAAGGGCUAAACAAUAUGGGUAUUAAACAUCUGAAAUCUGAACAUAACUAUUUUAUUUUGUCCUUUCUGCAUUAUUAUAAUUAAAAAUUGAAAUAAAUGUCUUAUAAAUCUCUAUUUGAU
Messenger RNA from Centruroides sculpturatus (bark scorpion), 603 nucleotides. Its product is annotated as voltage-dependent L-type calcium channel subunit alpha-1D-like. The transcript is spliced from 3 exons. Gene Ontology annotation, biological process: calcium ion import across plasma membrane. Bases 1 to 414 code for a protein of 137 amino acids. Lineage: Eukaryota; Metazoa; Arthropoda; Arachnida; Scorpiones; Buthidae. Gene Ontology annotation, molecular function: high voltage-gated calcium channel activity. The record is from RefSeq and is a predicted model, not a curated record. Gene Ontology annotation, cellular component: voltage-gated calcium channel complex.